AUGAUGCACGAUCUUCCCACGCCAGCACCGUCGUCGGAUCCUCCCAUGGCCGGAUCGUCGCCCGUCAAGGCAUUUAAGAAAGAAAAGGCACUUGCAUCGGCCCAGUCACGCCCCUUGACGCCACUUGAUCUCAACAUUGCCGGAUGCAGGGCCAAAGCAUUCCAAGACGCGAGAGAAAAUGCCGGCGCUACGCCUCCUCCCUCUUCACCUCCAGCUUCAUCCGUUUUCUUCUCGUCGCCGAUCGCGCCGACGCAUCAGCGAGCGCUUGGACUUUCUCCUGUCAAGCAACAGCGUCUUCUCCCAGCAUCCACCACUCCUGUUGGAAAUCUUGUUCUUGUGCAGAGCCCAGUCAUUCUUGAUCGAGCAGCCUCGGACAACGAUGCACAGACCCUGGGGCUUGUCGAGAAUCCAGAAUGCGAGGCCGAUGCGGAUGCAGUGUCCAAUCUUCUCUUGGGAAACAAGAAGGUCAGCUUGGUCAUUGGUCGAUCCAAGCCCUCUGGUCAGCCUCAUGCUUCCAGUGCGUCUUCAGUCGCCGAUAUUCCUACCUCGAUGCAAGGGCUGGGAUCCAAGAAGAUUCUACGCGUCAAUCUGCCUAAUGAGGCGCGCCACGUCUCGCGCAUUCACGCCAUCGUCGAAUGGAUCCCUUUUAUCACGCGUCCAGUUUCAAACAGCAAGGCCAGCGCUUCGAGCUUUACUCCUAAAGGCUCUCCUACCGCUUCCAAGCUCGCGACUAGGAAUGCUCCCGAUGCCACCAACUCGCAUGGAACCUUCAUCGUCCGCGUCGUCGGUCAGAAUGGUCUUAUCGUAGAUGGAAAACGGCGUCGCGAGGGCCAAGUGUUGCGGCUUACAUCAGGCAAGACCCUGAUCGACUUUUUCGGUGUCAAGUGCCGCUUCCAGCAUGUUCCCUCAAGGGGCGAACCUCAACCAUCUCCGCUCAAAUCGAUGCAGACACGCGUGCAGGAGUGGACACAGAGGAUCACAUCGCCCGUCAAGAAAGGAAAGGCCUCAUCAUCGGAAGAGAGGAGUCGAAUCGAGGCAAGCGUUGCCACUAGCUCACCUCCUGCGAGCUCGCCACCUCGCAUGUUUGGUCUGGUUUCGCCGAGCAAGCGCAAAGCUGUUCCCAAGCUGUCAACGCAGGCAGGCGAUGAGGAAGAGGUGGAGGACGAGAUCACCAGCUCACCCACCCCGGUCAAUCGUCACAGCAGAGGUCUGGUAGCCGGUCCACUUAACGACCGACGAGUACGAGCUGGCGACAGCGAUCAGGAAGUAGGUGACGAUGGUAUCGGUCCGAUGGACGAUGACGACGAUGACGACGAUCAAGACGACGAGAGCGACGAUGAAGAUUAUAUUCCUGCCGAGCGCGACGCUACCCCCAAAACGCUGCUGGUGACUCGUAAGCCCGCCACCGACGUCGUUGCGGACAAUGAUGACGACAGCAGCUCUCUUUCUGACCUUGAUUCAGGCAUCGUGAAUGAGCAGAUUGGCAACUCUGGCGUUGCCCCCCAGCAAGCACCAGGAUCGCCUGCAUCAGCUACACGAAGGCGUGCAACUACGUGCGACAGCAGCAACGCUGACAUUUUGUCCAAACCAACCGUGACGGAUGGGCUUACCGAAUCUCAGACGAAGAUGCCUCCUCCCGCUGCCAGCCUCGCCAAUGUUCGCAGCGCCGCACGAAGGUCUGCGAGCAACAGCCCAGCACCUAGCUCUCCCAUGCUCGGCUCAUCGGUUCAAGAGCUGCAAUCGCUUGCCCGCAACUGCGUCCGACAGCUUGCCCCCACCUACGAUCUUCCGGGACUUCUUGCUGGAGCGAUUGUUUUCCACCGCACUGCCACCAUCAGUGCUUCGGAGGCGGUACGAUCGGUACUCACCACCACUCCUAGCCUGAUGAGAGGCGAAGCGGGCGAGCAUUCUGUUGCUUUCAGUCCUUCUAAGCGAAAGCUUCCGGGCGCCGCUACUUUGCAGCACGGCUGCGUGGUCGAAGGCUGGCCCAUCAGCAGCGACUCGAACGAGCGGUGGGCCUCGAUUGCUCGCAAGGCGUGGAGGGAGCAUCUUGAAGUGGUGCUUCAGUCGUCUCCGAUGUUCGGUGUCAUCCAACGUGCCGGUAAGGAUGCCUCGGGCAACCCCCUCGAAUGCUGGUACUAUUACGACAAGGAGAACGACCCCGACAAGGAACGGGCCGAGAACCUCGGUGUUUUCGCUAAGCCUAUGCGGAAGGCGCUCAAAGGGCAGAAGCCUAUCUUCUGGAAACGCAGCGGCUACGCUUCGCAUCAACAGGAUGACACGUUCGAGAUCAAAGAUGUUUCCGAUGUCACCGCUGCAUCCACCGCAUCGCGCAAGAUGAACAACGAAUCGAUCGACAUGGCCAGCGCGCCGCUGUCCUCGUCGUCUAUUAGCAGCAGCCGAAAGAGGAAGGCGAACUCUCAGUCGCAGAUCGAAACGCAGAGUGGCGACAAGGAUGUGGAUGCCGCCUCUGUCAGCCAGGCUGUCAACGACGAAGAGAGACGCCGCGAGAAGCUGCGUGCUAAAAUCGCAAAGAGCGGGCUGUGGGACGAGACACAGCCUGAAGAGAAGGAGGCUCCCACGUGGGACCGAAAGGGCGAUCAAGAUUACAAGAAAGGUCGCAAGUAG
Messenger RNA from Mycosarcoma maydis (corn smut), 2628 nucleotides. RefSeq lists its product as uncharacterized. The transcript has a single exon. NCBI's taxonomy places the organism in Eukaryota, Fungi, Basidiomycota, Ustilaginomycetes, Ustilaginales. The record is from RefSeq and is a predicted model, not a curated record. The coding region runs from base 1 to 2628 and encodes 875 amino acids.